AUGCCUCGUCUCCUUUCUCAAUCUACUUUGGCUGCAUCGCUUCGAUCCACCUCCACUCGAUCCAUCUCCACCUCUGCUCUGCCCCGAGCUACCGCUGUUGCUGCUCGAUCCGUCGGACAGCUCUCCAACAAGUCCCUUCUUUCCAACCUUCCCCGAAGCGCCGCCCCUUUCGCCACUUCUGCUCGCAUCAUGAGUGGUCACGCCGGUGUUGGAAAGGGUGAGGACAACGCCCGUCCUCCUCCCGACCAGGUCCUCCAGGACAUUGCCGACUACGUCCACAACUACAAGAUCGACUCCAAGGUCGCUUACGAAACUGCUCGUCUCUGCUUGCUUGACUCGUUGGGAUGCGCCAUGGAGGCUCUCCGCUUCCCUUCCGCUGCUAAAGUCUGCGGUCCCGUUGUCCCCGGCACUGUUGUCCCCAACGGUGCCCGCGUCAUUGGUACCAAUUACGAGCUUGAUCCCAUCCGUGCCGCUUUCAACAACGGUGCUUUGAUCCGAUGGCUCGACUUCAACGACACCUGGCUCGCCGCCGAGUGGGGUCACCCUUCCGACAACAUUGGCUCUAUCCUCUCCGUUGCCGACUGGAUCAGCCGUACCAACAUCGCUAACGGCAAGAAGCCUUUGACUGUCCAGGACGUUCUCACUGCUGCCAUCCAGGCUCACGAGAUCCAGGGAUGCCUCGCCCUCGAGAACUCGUUUAACCGUGUCGGUCUCGACCACGUCGUCCUUGUCAAGGUCGCCUCAGCUGCCGUCGUCUCCAAGUUGAUCGGCAACACCCGUGACCAGACCGUUGACGUAGUCUCGCAGGCUUUCGUUGACGGCCAGUCGCUCCGUACCUACCGUCACGCUCCCAACGCUGGUUCGCGUAAGUCGUGGGCUGCCGGUGACGCUUGCUCGCGUGCCGUCAACCUCGCUCUCCUCGUCCAGAAGGGCGAGCAGGGUUACAACUCGGUCCUCACCGCCAAGACCUGGGGCUUCUACGACGUCCUCUUCAAGGGCAAGGAGUUCAAGUUCCAGCGCCCUUACGGCUCGUACGUCAUGGAGAACGUCCUCUUCAAGCUGGUCCCCGCCGAGUUCCACUCGCAGACCGCCAUUGAGGGCGCUAUCACCCUCCACGGCAGGAUGCAGAAGAACGGCAAGACCUCGGACGACAUCAAGAGCGUCAGAAUCAAAACCCAGGAGGCUGCUGUUCGUAUCAUCUCCAAGUCCGGCAAGCUCAACAACUACGCCGAUCGUGACCACUCGCUCCAGUACAUCACUGCCAUGGGUCUCAUCAACGGCAAGCUCGACCCCGAGGACUACUCGGACGAGGUGGCCAAGAACCCCAAGAUCGACGAGCUCCGUGCCAAGAUGACGGUUGAGGAGGAGCCCCGCUACACCACCGACUACCUUGACCCUGAGCUUCGAUCCAUCGGUAACACCGUCAACGUCACCUUCAACGACGGUACCAGUGACUCGGUUGCCCUCGACUACCCCGUCGGCCACGCCCGUCGUCGUGACGAGGCCAAGCCUUUGAUCAAGUCCAAGCUGCAGAAGCACCUCAAGGGCUUCUUCCCCGAGGCUCGUCAGUCUGAGAUCGUCGCUCUCCUCGAGGACCACGAGAAGCUCACCAAGCUCCCCGCUAACGAGUUCGUUGACCUCUGGGUCCGCGACCAGUAA
Ustilago hordei is the source of this 1659-nucleotide messenger RNA. RefSeq names its product putative 2-methylcitrate dehydratase. The record is from RefSeq and is a predicted model, not a curated record. Lineage: Eukaryota; Fungi; Basidiomycota; Ustilaginomycetes; Ustilaginales; Ustilaginaceae. Bases 1 to 1659 code for a protein of 552 amino acids. Gene Ontology annotation, cellular component: mitochondrion. The transcript has a single exon. Gene Ontology annotation, molecular function: 2 iron, 2 sulfur cluster binding; 2-methylcitrate dehydratase activity.